This is a messenger RNA of Pelobates cultripes (western spadefoot toad), 1415 nucleotides long. The record is from the annotation of a GenBank genome assembly. Lineage: Eukaryota; Metazoa; Chordata; Amphibia; Anura; Pelobatidae.
AUGCCUGCAAACAACAGCAAGAUCUGGUCGGCUCAAGAACUAUCCACUUUCCUAACUAUAAUUGACAAUAGCGUUAUUCAGAGUGAACUUGAUGGAUCAGUGAGAAAUGAAAAGGUGUAUAAAGAUAUUUCUCAAGGGAUGGCAGCCGAGGGAUUUCAACAGACGUCGGUUCAGUGUAGGGCAAAGCUUAAGAAGCUAAAAGGCCAAUAUAAAAAAAUUAAGGAUGCCAACAGCCAUAGUGGAAACAGUCAAAGUACUUGGAGGUGGUACAACGCCAUGGACGCCAUCUACGGUCACAGGCCGGCAAACCAAGGCAGGGAGGGAGGUCUGGACUCGGUGUCUGCACUUCUCGAAUCCAUUAUAGAGCCCGUUAGUAAGUAUUUUUUCUACUUGGCAUUGGCGUUAGCUCUUCCAACCAUUAAAAAGAUCACUGCACAAAACCAUUUACUCUUUGCACAAAAAACACAUUUUAUUUGUACAAUGGAAUCAAACACAACACAUUUAUUUGUAAAGUGGAAUGAAAGGAAAGGGUAGGGUUUCAUUGUUUACUAGCUCGGCAUCCCAUUGUUUACUACCUGAUCCUAACUGCCAUUUAAGAUAGUUAACUGUUAACAUCAUGUAUUAUUCUUUUUGUUUGUGUAUCAAACUAGUGAUCUGUGCAUUUUCAGAUACAGUUAAGGGACUCUCCAAUGAUACCUCAACCUUUUCCGACGAUGGUCCAUCCACGUCGUUCAGUAGCGCCUGUACGAUGGCGUCAACACCGACCCAACCACAGAUUGCUCCCAAAGCACCCCGGCAUCAACACACUGGUAAUACAUGGUGAUCAAAGUGAUAGUUGUAAUUGUGCAUUUUCCUAACUUUUAAUUCACAUUAAACUGUGAACUCACUCAAAAUUCCUCUGUAUAGUUUAUGUUUGCAUGAUUAAACCCAUAAUCAUAAUUGUACAUUGUCUGUAUAUACUGCUAUUUAAUUUUCUUCAUUGUAUUUUGAGCUUCUCUUGUAUAUAUUGUGUUUAUUGAGUUUAUUUUAAUUUGUGUUUACACGGUUCUUAUGUGUUAUAUCUGUUCUUUAUUACAUUAUGUUAGCUAAUAUAUAUCUACCUAGUUUUUGUACCAUUGCUAAAAAAACACUAUUCUGGUCUUUUGUAUAUUCCAGGUGAUAGGAGAUGGUUGCUGGAUGUGCGCACAGUCAUGGAGGAGAUGCGGGCAGCAGAUGAAAGACAGCAGGAAAGAAUUGAGAGCCUUUCCGAGUGGCAGUUUCAGGCACUGCGUCCGAUGCCCACAAAGCGAGGCACCAGGAAGCAGAAAUCGCCCGUCAGCAGAUGGAGCAGUUGGCUACCUUCAAGCAGGCCUUCCUUGGUAUCCUUGGGCAGCUUGUUCAAGUGCUGGGAUCCCAUGCCACCGACAAGGCUGUAG